Amaranthus tricolor (Joseph's coat) is the source of this 1683-nucleotide messenger RNA. RefSeq names its product methionine aminopeptidase 2B. NCBI's taxonomy places the organism in Eukaryota, Viridiplantae, Streptophyta, Magnoliopsida, Caryophyllales, Amaranthaceae. The record is from RefSeq and is a predicted model, not a curated record. Bases 139 to 1458 code for a protein of 439 amino acids. The transcript is spliced from 12 exons. Gene Ontology annotation, biological process: proteolysis. Gene Ontology annotation, molecular function: metalloaminopeptidase activity.
AUAAAUACAAACACUAAACACAUUUCCUUUGUGUUCCUCUCCGACGACUCUACCCUCUUCUUUGCUACGCCGUUUCUCCUCUUCGGGACAUCACCACCAUUAGCUCAACAAUACGUUUCUUGUUCCUGGUUUACAGAAAUGGAGAAAGAGAAUUCUAGCAUGGAUAUUUCAGUUGGAGAAAAAGUCGUUCAAGAACCUACUAUUGAUAAUAAUGAAGUGAGUUCAAAGCUCAAAGAUGUUAAUGUGGAAAAUUCUGAAGCUGUUGAUGAUAAUGAUGAUGAUGCGGAACCGUCCGCUGAACAAAAGGGAGAAGUUGCUAAGAAGAAGAAAAAGAAAAACAAAAGCAAGAAAAAGAAAGAAGUGCCCCAACAAACAGAUCCCCCAUCCAUUCCUGUUAAACAACUUUUCACAUCUGGGGAGUUUCCUGAAGGGGAAAUCCAACAGUAUAAAGAUGAUAACUUAUGGAGGGUGACAUCUGAAGAAAAGAGGGAGUUAGAGCGUCUACAAAAGCCCAUAUACAACUCUGUUCGGCAAGCUGCUGAAGUUCAUCGACAGGUUCGGAAAUAUAUCAGAAGCAUUGCGAAGCCAGGGAUGUUGAUGACGGACUUGUGUGAGACUUUGGAAAAUACAGUUCGUAAAUUGAUAUUGGAAAAUGGACUACAAGCUGGCAUAGCCUUUCCUACUGGUUGCUCUUUGAAUUGGGUUGCUGCCCAUUGGACACCAAAUUCUGGAGAUAAAACUGUGCUAGGAGAGAACGAUGUCAUGAAAUUAGAUUUUGGAACUCAUAUCGAUGGAUACAUUGUAGACUGUGCGUUCACCUUAGCAUUCAAUCCUAUGUAUGAUCCGCUAUUAGAGGCUACACGUGAAGCAACCAAUACAGGGAUUAAGGAAGCUGGAAUUGAUGUACGGCUUUGUGAUAUUGGGGCUGCUAUUCAAGAAGUAAUGGAAUCAUAUGAGGUUGAAAUUAAUGGCAAAGUUUUUCAAGUUAAAAGCAUCCGUAACCUGAACGGGCAUAGCAUUGGCCAAUACCAGAUUCAUGCUGGAAAAUCUGUACCAAUUGUGAAAGGUGGUGAGCAGACGAAGAUGGAAGAGGGUGAAUUCUAUGCUAUUGAAACAUUUGGAUCUACAGGUAAAGGGUAUGUGAGAGAAGAUCUGGAGUGCAGUCAUUACAUGAAGAACUUUGAUGUCGGAUAUGUUCCAUUGCGGUUACCCAGAGCCAAACAACUAUUGGCAACCAUUGAUAAAAAUUUCUCCACUCUAGCUUUCUGCAGGAGAUAUUUGGACCGCCUUGGGGAGACGAAAUAUUUGAUGGCACUGAAGAAUCUUUGUGAUGCUGGCAUUGUUCAGCCCUAUCCCCCACUUUGUGACGUGAAGGGAAGUUACGUAUCUCAGUUCGAGCAUACAAUCUUACUUCGCCCUACUUGCAAAGAGGUUGUAUCAAGAGGUGAUGACUAUUAAUGGAUCUGCAGCUGGGUGCUGAUUUAUACUUGUUAUUCAGAUUUAGCUACUUCAUACUCGACAUUUGAUUGUUCGCUUUAUGUUGAAACACGGUAACUCCUUACGGUGCUUUUUGAUAUUACAGUAUACUCUGUUCUUUAGGUAUGUUGUUUACAUUUUCUUUCGUCUUGUAAUGCUAAUUAUUAAAGUGUUAUAGUUGAUAUUGACUUGAUCGGAGAACAGAAA